GUAAAAAAUGGCAGAAGACAUUGGUGUCGAGCCGUGUUUCGAUAUGGAAGAUCCGAAACCCCGAAAAGAGGCGCUGAAAAAGAUGAAAAAAGUGGAGAGGUCGGCGCCGGCGAAAAUUGAGGCGGAAAUUCCAAUGGAAACCGACGAAAAACCAGCGGAAGAUGGUGAUAAGCCAAUGUCAAAGACGCAAAAGCGAAAAUUAAAAAAAGCGGCGGCGAUUGAACGGAAAGAGCGGGCUGAACGUGGAGAGCCUGAACCAGAAGCCACCGGAGAGCCCGAGCCUAAAAAGGAGAAGCUCGACAAGCCGAAACACAAGGGAAAGGACAAAAAUCACAGUUUUGAGGCGAUCGAGAAGAAAUAUAGUGCUCUGCUGGGAAAACUCACCGAAACUACGACGAAUUUCAAAGAAGGCGAAAUAAUCAUCAAAAAGGAGGUUGAAGACGGAAAAAUCACCGAAGACGAGGCACACACUCUUUAUAGAGUUUAUAAUAGGAAUUUGAGGCUUAAACGUCUCCGUGAGAAAUUGAACAAAGUGCUCGGCGAUGGAGCUUCAUUGGAAGCUGUAAAGCAGAAAAUCAAUGAUUGGCGAGCUGCUGGAAAGGUUACUGUAGCCGAUGCUAUGCUUUUGGUGAAAAGAUGGAAAACGAGAGAGACGAGACGAAUCGGACGUCAGGAUCAGAAGAUUACCGGCUCCGCAUGCUUCCACUGCCGUGAGCCAGGCCAUCGCCUGGCUGAUUGCCCCAAAAGGAAUAGUUCAUCAUCGGAUGGUGUAUGCUUCAAGUGUGGAUCCAUGGAACACUCGAUUCACGAAUGCAAGAAGAAAGGAGUCAAAGGUUUUCCAUAUGCCACGUGCUUCGUGUGCAAACAAGUCGGACACAUUUCCCGUGAUUGCCAUCAAAAUGUGAAUGGAGUCUACCCGGAUGGCGGUUGCUGUAACGUAUGCGGUGCAAAUACCCACUUGAGACGGGAUUGUCCGGAGCUGGCAGCUCAGAAGGCCGGCGGAGCACAUUUCGAGAAGAAACAUUUCACCGCCCGUGCAGCCUCCAACUGGAAUACUCAAUCCGCCGACGCAGACUACGAUCCGACUGAAAAUUCGACGCAGGAGAAGAAGCCGGCCGCUGCCGCUGCCAAAAAAGCAACGGCGAAACACAUUAAAUUUUGAGCCCCCGAUUUUUUUGCAAUUUUUGAGUUAUUUGUUGAUUUUCUCUUGUUUUGUUGUUUGUUCCCCAGAAAAAAUAAAAAAUUCUGCAGUU
Molecule: messenger RNA, 1253 nt
Organism: Caenorhabditis elegans
Lineage: Eukaryota; Metazoa; Nematoda; Chromadorea; Rhabditida; Rhabditidae
Gene: F07E5.5
Product: CCHC-type domain-containing protein
Exons: 8
Coding region: 8-1162 (384 amino acids)
Molecular function (GO): zinc ion binding; nucleic acid binding; enzyme binding
Source: RefSeq, marked reviewed